AUGAGCGCGGUCCGCCUCGACUUCCCCGUCGGCCCCGGCCGAGCGCGCGGUGGAUCCCGGCCGUGGCGACGAGCCGCCGAAGACACGAGGCGGGAGCGAGAGGCGGCGCAGCGCGCGCUCGGCGAGGGAGGAGUCGAUUUGGAGCGCGUGGCGCGUGCGGUGGAGCUUCAAGACUCGCUGGACGUCUCCACCGCCACCGCCUCGGCAGGCUCGGAGCACGAGGCGCUGCAGGCGGCCACCACCCGUCUGCUGCAGGCAGCGACCAACGGCGCUCACGAGGAGGAGCGGCGCCUGCCCGCCUUUGUGAGGGGGCACUACUACGCGCGUUGCGACGAUCGCGCGGAGUCAGCGGCGAACCUCUCGGCCCACUUUGCGCCCGCCGCCGACUUCAUCGGCCGUUCGAGGGCCGAGGGCGGCGUGGUGUUUGUGCAUUGCGGCGCCGGCAUCUCGCGCGCCCCAACCGUGGCGGCGGCCUACGUCAUGCUGGAGCUGGGACUGACCGCAGCCGACGCGAUGAAGCUCGUCCGUGCGCGGCGUACUUGCGCCCGGCCCAACGUUGGCUUUGCAGAGGCGCUGAGGGAGUGGGAAGGUGCGUGCAAAAAGGAGCCGGGCGCAGAGUUGACUCCUCGACAGGGGACGUGCACACCGACAUCGCUGUGA
Emiliania huxleyi CCMP1516 is the source of this 660-nucleotide messenger RNA. RefSeq lists its product as hypothetical. Lineage: Eukaryota; Haptophyta; Isochrysidales; Noelaerhabdaceae. Bases 1 to 660 code for a protein of 219 amino acids. The record is from RefSeq and is a predicted model, not a curated record. The transcript is spliced from 2 exons. Gene Ontology annotation, molecular function: JUN kinase phosphatase activity. Gene Ontology annotation, biological process: regulation of MAP kinase activity; protein dephosphorylation. Gene Ontology annotation, cellular component: cytoplasm.